AGGACGGCAACACAGCCACUGUGGGAGGCCCAGAGACACACAAAGCCAGAGAGAGAGAGAGAGGAGGAAGGGGUUUGUUUCUGCAAUCUAGCCUUGUUGUUGCCUGUUCGUGCGAGUCUCUUUGCUGGUCAGUCAGUCUACUAUGCCUGGGACUCUGUAGCGCUGCCACUCAGGAGGAACUCUACUGAAGUGAAGUGAGGAGGAAAUCUCUGGCUGUGCUGUUCUUCAAAACAAGUGCAACUUUAAACAGACAGAGCUGAGGAUGAUGGCAGAGGGGAAGUUUGCCAGUCUGCCAAGAAAUAUGCACAUGGGUGUGGGCAGCAGGCAGUGUUCUCUGGUCUCCUCCAUGGACCUGCUGAGCUCCAGGCCUACAGUACCGGAGCUGCCCCCAGCCGGAUACCACAGUGUCUCCAUCCAUGGCACUCUGCCUAGGAGGAAGAAAGGGGCCCCGGUUCAGGGCCCUGCCCGCUCCUGGGACAUGUACAGUCACAUGGGCACUCUGCCCCACCCGGCCCGAGCCCGCCUGCCCACCUCGACACUCAUCCACAACAUCAUCGAGGAACACCAGCCUUACCAUACAGGGAUGGAAGGCCACACUGCAUACAGGGACCCCAGCAGCAGCAUGGACCCCACCCCGGAGUACGUCAAGUUCUCCAGGGACAAGUACAUCAUGGAGGGCCCGCCGGAGAAACUACGCAAAGAGUUGGAGGAAGAGCUGAAAAUGGCCAGUGAGGAGCCAUGCAGCCACGCCUGGUACCAUGGAGCCAUUCCCAGACAGGUGGCAGAGAACCUGAUCCAGAGAGACGGGGACUUCCUGAUCCGGGACUCUCUGUCCAGCCCUGGGAACUACGUCCUGACCUGCCAGUGGAAGAACAGCCCGCAGCAUUUCAAGAUCAAUAAGAUUGUGGUGGCCAUGAACGAGGCCUACUCUCGGGUGCAGUACCUGUUUGAGAAGGAGGGCUUCGACAGCGUGCCUGCCCUGGUGCGCUACUACGUUGGCAACAGGAAGCCAGUGACGGAGGUGGUGGGAGCCAUCAUCUUCCAGCCCAUCAACAGGGCCUUACCCCUGCGCUGUCUAGAGGAGAAGUAUGGGGUGGCCUGUGUCCGUGUAGAGACCGGUCUGACCCUGCCCAAGAGGACGAGCCAGACCUCCAAACGUCUGAGCCUCAACAUCAUGAACGGACACACCCAGGACCAAAGCCUUGGGCGGGGGAACCUGCUUAGGAACAAAGACAAGUGUGGAAGCCAGCCUGCGUGUCUGAACCACGUUCAGGAGAGACGGUGGCCUCUCAAAACCCACCAGUCAGAGAGCUUUCUUCCUAUAGGCUCCAGGCCCCAGCCCCAGUCCCAGCUGAUAGAGCAUCAGCCUAGGUCCCAGUUUCCAGUGUUCAGGACGGGCAGUGAGCCGGCCCUCAGUCCCACUGUGCCAAGGAGGACUGCCUUUGAGACCCAGGCCGGAGAGGCCAUCCGGGGCUCAGAAAGCCAGCUCUGCCCCAAGCCGCCCCCCAAGCCCAGCAAGGUACCCACCAUGAGGAUACCCCACUCUCCACACCUGCAGCCCCUGGCCCCUCUGGCCAGCCCAGACCCAGGUCCCCCUGUUCCCCCACUGAAGCCCAAGAAACAGCAUCUGAUCCAGGCUCUCCAGUCUCCCCUGCCCCGCAGCCCGGAGGUGAACUACUUUGAGCUGAGCCCCUGCAGCCCAGCGGAGUGGGACAGGCUCCAGGCUCCAGGCUUGGGCCCCCAGCCUAACAACAACAACAAUAUCAACAGCUACGUAGAGAGGCUGAGGACAGAGGAGAGUGAGAGGAGCAGCCAUGGCUCCAAAUUGGACCGCAGCUCCUACCACCAUGCCAUCGAAGCACUGGAAAAUGGCAGCGAAGAGGAGGAGGUGGAACAAGAAAGGAAAGGAGAGAUGGAUGAGAUAGAGGAGAAAGAGAGGAGCUUUCGGCGGCCGGUGUUGGAGACCGCGUCUACGUUCCGGCCGGGGGAGUUUGAAUCCAGGCUACUGCCUGCAGAGAACAAACCCCUGGAGAUGAGUGUGCUGAAGAGAGCCAAAGAACUGCUCGUUCAGAAAGACCACCACAUCAUUGCCAAGCACAUCCUCAUGGCAGACUGCCAGGUUGCUAGGGUACUUUGCGUCUCUGAGGAGGUGAAAGGUCAAAUGGGUGUGUCCUCUGGUCUGGAGCUGGUGACCUUACCCCACGGCAGGCAGCUGCGUCGAGACCUGAUGGAAAGGCACCACACCAUGGCCAUCGGGGUUGCCGUGGACAUCCUGGGCUGCACAGGAAGUCUGGAGGAGCGAACCGCCACGCUGAACCGCAUUAUCAUGGUGGCUCUAGAACUGAAGGACUCCAUGGGGGACCUGUACGCCUUCUCCUCCAUCAUGAAAGCACUGGACAUGCCUCAGAUCACACGAUUAGACCACACCUGGACCAUGCUGAGGAGGAAAUACACUCAGACUGCCAUCAUAUAUGAGAAGUCUCUCAAGCCCUUUUACAAGGGGCUGUAUGAAGGAACAGUGGACGUGCCCCUGACUGGCACCACGGUGCCCCUACUAAUGCCCCUGCUCAUCUUGAUGGAGCGCCCGGCGGUGGCGUUCGAGGGCAUGGAACUGUGGGAGAGCAACGACCAGGGCUGUGAGAUCAUGCUACGUCACCUAGAGGAGGCCCGCAGUGUGGCACACAAUGCUGACUCAUACACCGCCAACACUGAACACAUCCUGAAAGACUUCCAGGCUGACGAGGACCUGCUGGAGAUCUUUAAAACAGACUUUCAGCUGCGUCUGCUGUGGGGCAGCAGAGGGGCGGCCGUCAACCAGACGGAGAGAUACGACAAGUUCACACUCAUCCUAACUGCUUUGUCCAGAAAGCUGGAGCCAGCGGUCAAACACACAGAACUCUAACCCAAGCCUGUAGUAAACAGACUGUAUUAGUGAACACUGGUGGGUUGUAAAAGGACAUUCAGGCUGGUUAAGAGAGAGGACAAACUGUGCCCGUAUUGACUGGGGAUGAAGAAGAUGGUUGCAUAGCGAGACUACUGUGAUUUCCCAACUUGUCCAAUGGAGGGAGUGUCUGAGAUCCAGUGUGAACUCUUCCCUGGCAUUGGCAGGAUACUGAGUGUGUUCUUAUGAAGGGGAAAUAUUUCCCUCAGUAACGCAGGAGGGGGGAUAGCCUGGUCCUAGAUCUGUUUGUGCUCCUGCCUACUCCAUUGCUGUCAUUGUCAAGCCAAUGGAAUGACAAUGAGUGAAAGGGAGUUGGCAUGAUAGCAAAAACAGAUUUGCACCAUAUACACUGAGUGUACAAAACAUUAGGAACACCUGCUCUUUCAAUGACAUAGACGGACCAUGUGAAUCCAGGUGAAAGCAAUGAUCCCCUUAUUGAUGUCACUUCAACCAGUGUAGAUGAAGGGGAGGAGACAGGUUAAAGGAUUUUUAAGCCUCGAGACAUGGAUUGUGUAUGUGUGCUAUUCAGAGGGUGAAUGGGCAAGACAAAAGAUUUAAGUGCCUUUGAACAGGGUAUGGUAUUAGGUGCAAUGCGCACCAGUUUGUAUGUGCCAAGAACUGCAACUCUGCUGGGGUUUUUCACGCUUUUUCAGUUUCCCUUGUGCAUCAAGAAUGGUCCACCACCCAAAGGACAUCCAGCCAACUUGACACAACUGUGGGAAACAUUGAAGUCAACAUGGACCAGCAUCCCUGUAGAACACUCUCGACACCUUGUAGAGCCAGUCCAUGCCCUGAUGAAUUGAGGCUGUUCUGAGGGCAAAAGUGGGUGCAGCUCAAUGUUAGGAAGGUGGUCCUAAUGUUUUGUACACUCAGUGUAUGUGCAGCAGUAGUCAUCUUACUGGAUGUGGCUGAGAGGGGAACACACUGACCGCACUGAGACAGAGAGGAGGACCCAAGAAGAGUUUCUGAAAGCGUUUAUCAGAAGGAAAUGGGUGUAUGAAUGUAUCACUAAAGUAGGGAUUGAGAUUUAACACCCUUGUUAUAAGGGUUCAACAUAUGACUGAGAGGACAUAAAAUGAUGAAACAGAAGUAAAGACGUUUGGUCGCUAUACAAAAGGCAGUUUUACCGUAUAUGGUCUAAAAUACUAUGGAAUAUAUAUUGUAUGUACAUUAACUAGUUCUUCAACUGUCUGCUUCAUGUUCAAUGUUCCUCAGAUGUCGUGGUAUACGAGUUAACCUGGAUAAUCCUGAAUGGUAAAAGGUGUACAUAAUUAAUGUGAGCAUGUGAAUGCUAGACAGUGUAAUAUAUUUCCCUCUUAAAUAUUAUUGACCUGUAAAUAGCUGCUUAUUCAUUGUAAUAUCUUUAUAUGAACUCGUGGCAAGAAAUGAAGAAAUAGACAAAAGAAAUUACAUGCAGGUGUCUGAGUAACAACUUCGGGAACAUGUAUAUGUUUCAACAUACGUAUUGUGAUAAAAAAAACAUUUUUUAAUUUAAAAUAGGAAAGUCAGUUAAGAACAUAUUCUUAUUUACAAUGCGACCUACCAAAAGGCCUCAUGAGGGGACGGGGACUGGGAUUAAAAAUAUAGGCCAAAACACACAUCACGAUGAGACAACACAACACUACAUAAAGAGAGACCUAAGACAACAUAGCCUGGCAGCAACACAUGACAACACAACAUGCCAGCAGCACAAAAACAUGGUACAAACAUUAUUGGGUACAGACAACAGCACAAAGGGCAAGAAGGUAGAGAAAACAAUACAUCACGCAAAGUAGCCACAACUGUAAGUAAGUGUCCAUGAUUGAGUCUUUGAAAGAAGAGACUGAGAUAAAACUGUCCAGUGUCCAGAGUUGCAGCUCGUUCCAGUCGCAGCGAACUGAAAAGACGAGCGACCCAGGGAUGUGUGCUUUUGGGACCUUUUACAGAAUGUGACUGACAAGAAUGGGUGUUGUAUGUGGAGGAUGAGGGCUGCAGUAGAUCUCUCAGAUAGGGGGCAGUGAUGCCUAAGAGGGUUUUAUAAAUAAACAUCAACCAGAGGGUUUUGCGACGGGUAUACAGAGAUGUUAAUGAAGUGUUCAAAAAGAUA
This is a messenger RNA of Salvelinus fontinalis (brook trout), 5027 nucleotides long. Its product is annotated as breast cancer anti-estrogen resistance protein 3-like. The record is from RefSeq and is a predicted model, not a curated record. The transcript is spliced from 12 exons. NCBI's taxonomy places the organism in Eukaryota, Metazoa, Chordata, Actinopteri, Salmoniformes, Salmonidae. Gene Ontology annotation, molecular function: guanyl-nucleotide exchange factor activity; phosphotyrosine residue binding. Gene Ontology annotation, biological process: positive regulation of peptidyl-serine phosphorylation; small GTPase-mediated signal transduction. Bases 263 to 2902 code for a protein of 879 amino acids.